This is a messenger RNA of Trichophyton rubrum CBS 118892, 450 nucleotides long. RefSeq lists its product as uncharacterized. Gene Ontology annotation, molecular function: 8-oxo-7,8-dihydroguanine DNA N-glycosylase activity. Gene Ontology annotation, cellular component: nucleus. Bases 1 to 450 code for a protein of 149 amino acids. The record is from RefSeq and is a predicted model, not a curated record. The transcript has a single exon. Gene Ontology annotation, biological process: base-excision repair, AP site formation. Lineage: Eukaryota; Fungi; Ascomycota; Eurotiomycetes; Onygenales; Arthrodermataceae.
AUGACCAUAUUAUACUCACUAUAUUUUUUCAUAAAUGAAAUAGUCUGGCAGAUUGCUCAGCGUGACUAUAGAUUUGGAAAGGGGAAACAGAAGACUCUAAACAAAGCAACAUAUGAUGCUGUUGGUGACCAUUUUAGAGAGCUAUGGGGCAAAGAAGCCGGCUGGGCACAGAGUGUUCUAUUUACAGCCAAUCUCAGAUCAUUCUCGGACCGAUUGAACCCCAGAUCAGAGGUCCACGACCAGUCUACAGAGACGCUUAAAGUUGAGUCGAAAGUAGAAGCAACGCAAGUGAAGGAAGAGGUGGAAGAAGAUGGAAUUCGAAUUACCACUCGAAUCUCUGUCAAAAGGGAGCUAUCCGAAGGUGAAGACACGGGGCCUAAAGAUAACUCUAGUGUUUCUGAGCCUGUGCCGAAGAAACGAAGGACACGAGCAUCCAGGUCAAGAAAGUAA